This is a messenger RNA of Penicillium vulpinum, 633 nucleotides long. RefSeq lists its product as uncharacterized. The transcript has 3 exons. The record is from RefSeq and is a predicted model, not a curated record. Gene Ontology annotation, biological process: spliceosomal complex assembly; regulation of mRNA processing. NCBI's taxonomy places the organism in Eukaryota, Fungi, Ascomycota, Eurotiomycetes, Eurotiales, Aspergillaceae. The coding region runs from base 1 to 633 and encodes 210 amino acids.
AUGGCUAGUGAAGAAUCAAAGGCGAGACGACUAUCACUAUUCUUUCGAUGGGAUUCUCUCGGAUUAUCUGGAUCUUUUAGGACUGGCUGCUACAACGCUUUGAAAGUCCUCAUCGCAGAGUGUUACGGUGGGUCUCAAGAUAUAUUCGAACUGGGGUUACGCGACUCGGAUCCGAAACAUGAGGGAUAUCGACACAUCCCCACGCUUUUUGAUUCAUUUAGACACCUUGGUCCAAAUUGCCACCAUCUAUGUCUUAUACUGGAGCCCAUGAGAGAGAGCUUAAGGACUUUUGGCAUGUUAUUUGCCAAUGAUCAGGUCCCAAGCUCGAUCGUGCAACGGUUUGGCCAGCAACUCCUUCUCGCCAUAGAUCAUGCACACCGAUCGGGCGUCAUCCAUACAGCGCUGAGAAAAAGCACAGAUAUCCAACCGCGGAAUAUUAUGGUCCAAAUUCCAGAGCUUUCAAUCAUUGACGAUUACCUAAGGAACACGACUCCGGACCCUGUGGCUUACAACCCUAGCUCUGAUCCUUCAGUCAUUAUGUCUCAACCUUUAAGGGACUUUUAUAUCCAAGAAUCCACCGAUCUGAUGACCCUUGAUGUUGCUCUUUGCGAUUGGGGUCGCCAGCUAGAUUGA